Molecule: messenger RNA, 24889 nt
Organism: Coregonus sp. 'balchen'
Lineage: Eukaryota; Metazoa; Chordata; Actinopteri; Salmoniformes; Salmonidae
Source: the annotation of a GenBank genome assembly
AUGUUACACCAGUUGGACCCAUGUCUAUGUUCUCCACAGACCGUUCUUCAGGAGAUCAGAGCCUGGCUGGACGUCCAUCCCAGAGAGGUGGUUCUUCUGUCCUUCAGUCACUUCCUGGGUCUUAACCAGGACCUCCACACUGAACUCAUAUCCACCAUCAGAACCGUCUUCACCUCCAAGCUCUGUACAACUACGGUAGGGACACCUCCAGGCUCUGUCCAACUACGGUAGGGACAACCCUCCAGGCUCUGUCCAAACUACGGUAGGGAACACCGUCCAAGCUCGGUCCAACUACGGUAGGGACACCUCCAGCCUCUGUCCAACUACGGUAAGGAGACAACCUCCAGGCUCUGUCCACACUACGGUAGGUAGGGACACCUCCAAGCUCUGUCCAACUACGGUAGGGACACCCUCCAUGGAUCUGUCCAACUACGGUAGGGGACACCUCCCAGGCUCCUGUCCAACUACUGGUAGGGACAACCUCCAGGCUCUGUCCAACUACUGGUAGGGACACACCUCCAGGCUCUUGUCCAACUACAGUAGGGCCACCUCCCAAGCUCUGUCCAAACUACGGUAGGGACACCUCCAAGCUACCUCCAGGCUCUGUCCAACUACGGUAGGGACACCUCCAGGCUCUGUCCAACUACGGUAGGGACACCUCCAGGCUCUGUCCAACUACAGUAGGGACACCUCCAAGCUCUGUCCAACUACGGUAGGGACACCUCCAAGCUCUGUCCAACUACGGUAGGGACACCUCCAAUGUUCCCUCUAAUCUUUUUUGGCACUGAGCAAAUUUCAGGUCUGCUGAGCGCAAUUUCUGUGCAACUUCCAGCGUGUGUUUACUGUGAACACUGAGGCUGUACCCGCUUUAAGUUACCGUUUUAACAGUGGCCCAGUAGGCUACUGUGGCUAUUUGAUCAUAAUGUAGGCCUACCAGAGUGGCCUACCAUCAAAAACAAUGGAGAAAAUUCAUCUCAUAACAUUUUAACAUGGAAAUAGCAAUUGAAAUAGCUGUUCUAUGAUACAGCCUACAGGAUUUUAUUAGGAUCCCCAUUAGCCGUUGCAAAAGCAGCAGCUACUCUUCCUGGAGUCCACACAAAACAUGAAACAUGACAUAAUACAGAACAUUAAUAGACAAGGACAGCUCAAGGACAGAACUACAGAUAUUUAAAACAGUGGCAGCUAGACUAGCUGCUACUCCAAGCAGCUGAUCAGACACUUGGUCGGCAGGAUCAACCUGUUUAUCCACUCAGACCAGGAGGUGAAAAUGUUUUUGUAUUGUGUUGUUUGAUACAAGAAACCACUUUACAAAAUAAAAUGUUCCCAUACCAUUAUUAUAACAAAGAAUCAGAAAUGUAUGCUACCCUCUGGCUAUUGGCUCCUUAGCUUUUUCAAGCCUGUCUCAAUACAACACUGUCCCAAACACUGACAUAGGAAAGCUUUUUACAUGACUCGAUUUUCAAAGAGGCUAGAAAUGGAGGAAGCAAUCACUUCCCCAUUUCUGACCAGAAAGGAUCUACAGGGACAGUAGGGAGGCUAUAUACAGGGAGGGUAUAUACAGGGAGGCUAUAUACAGGGAGGCUAUAUACAGGGAGGCUAUAUACAGGGAGGCUAUAUACAGGGAGGCUAUAUACAGGGACAGUAGGGAGGCUAUAUACAGGGAGGCUAUAUACAGGGAGGCUAUAUACAGGGAGGGAUCUACAGGGAGGACUAUAUACAGGGACAGUAGGGAGGCUUGGAGGCUAUAUACAGGGAGGCUAUAUACAGCGUAGGCUAUAUACAGGUAGGGAGGCUAUAUACAGGCAGAGGGGGGAUCUACAGGGAGGCUAUAUACAGGGAGGCUAUAUACAGGGAGGGGAUCUCACUAGGGAGGCUAUAUACAGGGAGGCUAUAUACAGGGAGGCUAUAUACAGGGAGGCUAUAUACAGGGAGGGGAUAUACAGGGAGGCUAUAUACAGGGAGGUAUAUACAGGGAGGGGAUCUACAGGGACAGUAGGGAGGCUAUAUACAGGGAGGCUAUAUACAGGGAGGCUAUAUACAGGGAGGGGAUCUACAGGGACAGUAAGGGAGGCUAUAUACAGGAGGCUAUAUACAGGAGGGGCAUAUACAGGGAGGCUAUAUACACGGAGGCUAUUACAGGGAGGCAUAUACAGGACAGUAGGGAGGCUAUAUACAGGGAGGCUAUAUCAGGGAGGCUAUAUACAGGGAGGCUAUAUACAGGGGAGGCUAUAUACAGGGAGGGCUCAUAUACAGGGAGGCUACAGACAGGGAGGCUAUAUACAGGGAGGCUAUAUACAGGAGGGAUCUACAGGAGGCUAUAUACAGGGACAGUAGGGGCUAUAUACAGGGAAGGCUAUAUACAGGGAGGCUAUAUACAGGGAGGGAUACUACAGGGAGGCUAUAUACAGGGAGGCUAUAUACAGGGAGGGGAUCUACAGGGAGGCUAUAUACAGAGGACAAGGAGGCUAUAUACAGGGAGGCUAUAUACAGGGAGGCUAUAUACAGGGAGGGGAUCUACAGGGAGGCUAUAUACAGGGACAUAAGUGAGGCUAUACAGGACAUAGGGAGGCUAUAUACAGGGAGGCUAUAUACAGGGAGGGGAUCUACAGGGUGACACAGUAGGGAGGCUAUAUACAGGGAGGGAGGUAUAUACAGGGAGGCUAUACAGGGACGUAGGGAGGCUACUAAUAUACAGGGACAGUAGGGAGGCAUAUACAGGGAGGCUAUAUACAGAGGAGCUAUAUACAGGAGGCUAUAUACAGGGGCAUACUACAGGGAGGCUAUAUACAGGGAGGCUAUAUACAGGAGGGGAUCUACAGGACAGUAGGAGCUAUAUACAGACAUAGGGAGGCAUAACAGGGAGGCUAUAUACAGGGGCUAUAUACAGGGGGCUAAUACAAGGGAGGGGAUUACAGGGGCAGUGGGAGGCUAUAUACAGGGGCUAUAAACAGGGGGGGGCUAAACAGGGAGGCUAUAUCAGGGAGGCUUAUCAGGGAGGCUUAUCAGGGGGCUAAACAGGGGGGCUUUUAGGGGAUAAAAAGGGAGGGGAUCUAAAAAGGAGGCAUAUACGGGAGGUAUAUAAGGGGGGCUUUUACAGGGGGGCAUAGGGAGGGUAUAUAAAAAGGAGGCAUUACGGGACAUUAAGGGAGGGGCAUAUAAGGGGAAAAAGGGGGGUUUACAGGGACAGUGGGAGGCUAUAUACAGGCUGGGGGAAUAAGGAGGGGAUAACAUGGGGGGCUAUAUACGGAGGCUAUAAAGGGGGAUUACAGGACAGUAGGGAGGCUAUUCAGGGACCGUAGGGGGUUUAUAACAGGCAGUAGGGGGGCUAUAUACGGGAGGGGCUAAGGGGGAGGGAGGAUUCAGGGACUUUUGGAGGCUUAUCAGGAGGGUUAUGGGGCCCGGGAGGCUAUAUACAAUUUAAAGGGGGGGUCUAACAGUGGGGGGCAAUUUGGGAGGGGUAAUACAGGGAGGCCCUAAUUUUAAGGGAGGGGAUUACGGGUAGCAUUGGGAGGCUUUUAAGGGAGCAAACAGGGGGGAUCUACAGGGACUAGGAGGCUAAUUUCGGGAGGGUAAUCGGGAGGAUUACGGGGGGUAGGGGGGGCUAUUACAGGGGGGGGGGCUAUAUAGGGAGGCUAAUACAAGGGGGGCUUUACGGAGGCUUAUACAGGGGGGGGUUAUACGGAGGCUAUAUCGGGGGGUAUUACAGGGACAGUAGGGAGGCAUAUCAGGGAGGCUAUAUACAGGACUUAUUUGAGGCUAUAUACAAGGGACAUAUGGAGGGGAAAAAGGUAAAUUAAAGGGGGGCUAAUACAGGGACAAUUAAGGGGGCAUAACGGGAGGCUAUAUCAGGGGGGGCUAAUACAGGGGGCUAUAUACAGGGGGAAAAGGGGCUAUAUACAGGGGAGGGGAAACUACAGGACAGUAGGGAGGGUUAUACAGGGGGCUAUUACAGGGGGCUAACAGGGAGGGGUUACAGGGCAGAGGGGCUAUACAGGGGGGCUAUUAAAAGGGAGGGAUUAAAAGGGGGGCUUUAAAGGGGAGGCUAUUACCGGGGGGGGUUAUACAGGAGGGGGGCCAGGGGGGGACAAAUAAAGGGGGGGCUAUAACAGGGGGCUAUAUCAGGAGGCUAUAUACAGGGGGGGGAUCUCAGGGAGGUAUAACAGGGAGGCUAAUAAAAAGGGGGGCUAUAUACAGGGACUAAGGGAGGCUAUAACGGGGGGUAUAUACAGGGGCGUAGGAGGGAUAUAAGGGGAGGGGCUUUACAGGGGAGGGGGAUAUCAGGGAGGGGGGGUUUUACAGGGGGGGGAUAACAAAGGGGGCUAUAUACAGGAGGCUAUUACGGGAGGGUAUAUAAGGGGGGGGGGGGUUACAGGGGCAGAGGAGGGUUAUACAGGGACGUAGGGAGGCUAUAUAAGGGAAUUAAAGGGGGGGCUAUUACAGGGAGGGCUAUAUACGGGGGCUUAAAACCGGGGGGGUCUACAGGCAGUGGGAGGCUAAAUACAGGGGGGCAUAUACAGGGAGGGGGAACUACAGGGACAUGGGAGGCAAUACGGGACAAGGGAGGGUAUUACAGGAGGGUAUAUACAGGAGGUCUACAGGGAGGGGACUAAGGGGCGGGGGGGCUAAUACAGGGAGGGGGUCUACAGGGAAAAGUAGGGAGGCUAUUACAGGGGGCUAUUACAGGGAGGCUAUUACAGGGGAGGGGAUUACGGGCAUUAAAAGGGGGGUAUUACAGGGGGGCAUUACAGGGAGGCUAUAUAAAGGGGGGUAUUACGGGGGGGGGAUUACAGGACAUAGGGAGCUAUAUCGGGGAGGCUUAUCAGGGGGGAUCUACAGGGACAUAGGGGAUCAAUAAGGGAGGCUAUAACAGGGGCUUAAAAGGGGGGGGAUCUACAGGGACAUUGGGGGGGCAUAUACAGGAGGCUUAUCAGGGGGGCCUAAUCAGGGGGGGGAUUACGGGACCUUUUGGGAGGCAUAUACAGGGGGUGAUCUCAGGGACAUAGGGAGGCUUAAAAACAGGCAUAGGGGGGCCUUAUUACAGGAGGGAUUACGGGAAAAAGGGGCUAUAUCAGGGAGGGAUUACGGGCAAAUAGGGAGGUAUAUCAGGGAGGGGACAAAACGGACAUUGGAGGCUAAACGGGGAGGCUAAAAACAGGGAGGAUCUCGGGGGGUUAAGGACAUAGGAGGCUAUAUCAGGGAGGCUUUUCAGGGAGGCUAUAUACAGGGGGGGGAUCACAGGGACAGAGGGAGGCUAUAUACAGGACAGUAGGAAGGCUAUAUCCGAGGGGAUCUACAGACUAGGGAGGCUAUUACAGGGAGGCUAUAUACAGGGAGGGGAUCUACAGGGACAGUAGGGAGGCUAUAUACAGGGAGGCUAUAUACAGGGAGGAUUACAGGGAGUGGGACUACAGGACGUGGGGAGGCUAUAUCCAGACUUAGGGAGGAUAACAGGACAGUAGGGGCUAUAUACAGGGAAUAGGGAGGCUAUAUACAGGAGGGGAUAUACAGGGACUAGGAGGCUAUAACAGGAUUAGGGAGGUUAUCUACAGGGACAGUAGGGAGGCUAUAUACAGGCCCAGUUAAAUCGGAAAGGCUAUAUACAGGAGGCUAUAUACAGGGGGGGAUCUCAGGACAGUAGGGAGGCUAUAUACAGGGAGGCAUAUAAGGUAUAACAGGGAGGCUAUUACGGGGGGCAUAAGGGAGGAUCUACAGGGACGUAGGGAGGCUAUAUACAGGGAGGCUAUAUACAGGGAGGCUAUAUACAGGGGGGGCUAAUACGGGACAAUUAGGGAGGGCUUAUACAGGACAUGGGGAGGCUUAUACGGGGAAAGGCUAUAAAACAGGGAGCUAUUACAGGGAGGGAUCUACAGGACAGUGGGGAAACUAUAUACAGGGAGGCUAUAUACAGGAGGCUAUAUACAGGAGGGGAUCUACAGGACAUUAGGAGUUUCGGUUAUAUACAGGGACAGAGGGAGGCUAAAAUACAGGGACAAAAAGGGAGGCUAUAUACAGGGAGGGUCUACAGGGACAGUGGAGGGGCUAUAUACAGGGAUUUAAUAAGGGGGCUAUAUACAGGACAGUAGGGAGGCUAUAUACAGGGACAGUAGGGAGGCUAAAAUACAGGGAGGCUAUAUACAGGAGGGGAUCUACAGGACAGUAGGGAGGCUAUUACAGGGAAAGGGGGAAAGGCUAUAUACAGGAGGGGGGCUAUUACAGGGAGGGGAUCAAACAGGGACAAAAGGGAGGCUUAUACAGGGAGGCUAUAUACAGGGAUCUAUAUACAGGGAGGGAUCUACAGGGAUUUAAAACAGGGAGGCUAUAUACAGGGAGGCUAUAUACAGGGGGACUAGUAGGGGGCUAUUACAGGGACAGAAAGGGAGGCUAUAUACAGGGAGGCUUAAAAGGGGAUUACAGGACAGUAGGGAGGCUAUAUAAGGACAUAGGGAGGCCUUAUAUACGGAGCUAUUAAGGGGGGCUAUAUACAGGAGGGAUCUACGGACAGUAGGAGCUAUUCGGGAGGCUAUAUACAGGAGGCUAUAUACAGGGAGGGGAUCUAACAGGGACAGUGGGGGAGGUUUAUAUACAGGGGGGGAACAAACAGGGACAGUAAUGGGAGGCUAUAUCAGGGAAUAGGGGGCUAUAUACAGGAAUAGGGAGGAUCAAAACAGGGACAGUAGGAGGCUAUAUACAGUGGGAGUGCUAUAUACAGGGAGGGGAUCUACAGAGACAUAGGAGGCUAUAUACAGGGGGGGAUCUACAGGGCCCUAGGGAGGCUAUAUACAGGGGCAUAUGGGGGCUAUAUACAGGGAGGGGAUCUACAGGGACAGUAGGGAGGCUAUAUACGGGGGGCUUUUAUACAGGGGAAAAGGGGGAUCUACAGGGACAGUAGGGAGGCUAUAUACAGGGAGGCUAUAUACAGGGAGGCUAUAUACAGGGAGGGGAUCUACAGGGACAGUAGGGAGGCUAUAUACAGGGAGGCUAUAUACGGGGAAGGGCUUACACAGGGGACUGUAGGGAGGCUAUAUACAGGGAGAGGGAUUUUAACAGGGCCCAGUAGGGAGGCUAUAUCAGGAGGCUAUAUACAGGGAGGGGAUCUACAGGACAUUAGGGAGGCUAUAUAACAGUAGGGAGCAAAAUACAGGGAGGCAUGGGAUUAAGGGGGACCGGGGUAGGAGGCUAAAAUACAGGAGCUAUAUACAGGGACUUAUACGGGGGACUACUGCAGUAGGAGGCUAUAUACGGGACAGUAGGGAGGCUAUAUCCAGGGAGCUAUAUACAGGGAGGGAUUACGGGACCAAGGGGGGCUUUUAAAACAUGAGGCUUAUACAGGGAGGGGUUUCUCCAGGUUACGGGGUAUGGAGGGGCUAAACAGUGGGAGGCUAUAUACAGGGAGGCUAUAUACAGGGAGGGGAUCUACAGGGACAGUAGGGAGGCUAUAUACAGGGACAGUAGGGAGGCUAUAUAACUAGGGGGCUAUAUACAGGGAGUGAAAGACUACAGGACAGAGGAGGCUAAUACAGGAGGCUAUUACAGGAGGGGAUCUACAGGGUAGGGCUAUAUACAGGAAUGGGGCUAUAUACAGGGAGGCUAUAUACAGGGAGGGGAUCUACAGGGACGUAGGGAGGCUAUAUACAGGGAGGCUAUAUACAGGGAGGCUAUAUACGGGACGUAGGGAGGGCUAUAUACAGGGAGGGGGCUAUAUACGGGAGGCAUAUAAAAGGAGGGGAUCUACAGGACAGUAGGGGGGCCCUAUAUACGGAGGUAAAGGGGAUUACAGGGCCCAUUAGGGGGCUAUAUACAGGGAGGGGGCUAAACAGGGGGCUAUAUACGGGGAGGGGAUCUACGGGGACAUAGGGAGGCUAUAUACAGGAGCUAUAAAAACAGGGAGGGAUCUACAGGGACAGUAGGGAGGCUAUAUACAGGGAGGCUAUAUACAGGGAGGGGAUCUACAGGGACAGUAGGGAGGCUAUAUACAGGGACAGUAGGGAGGCUAUAUACAGGAGGGGAUCUACAGGACAGUAGGGGUAGGGCUAUAAAAGGAGGGAUCUACAGGGACAUAGGGAGGCUAUAUACAGGGACAUUAGGGGGCUAUAAACAGGGGGGGGCUAUAUCGGAGGGAGGCUAUUACAGGGACAGUAGGGAGGCUAUAUACAGGGACAGUAGGGAGGCUAUAUACAGGGAGGCUAUAUACAGGGAGGGGAUCUACAGGGACAGUAGGGAGGCUAUAUACAGGGACAGUAGGGAGGCUAUAUACAGGGAGGCUAUAUACGGAGGGGUCAAAACCAUAGGAGGCUAUAUACGGAGGCUAUAUAAGGGAGGGGAUCUACGGGGACAGUAGGAGGCUAUAUACAAGGGAGGCUAUAUCCAGGAGGCUUUACGGGGAAAGGGGGUUACAGGGACAGUAGGAGGCUUAUACAGGAGGCUUAUACAGGAGGGGACAAAAGGGAAGUAGGGAGGCUAUAUACAGGGACAGUAGGGAGGCUAUAUACAGGGGGCUAUAAAACAGGGGAUUACAGGGCAUAGGGGGCUAUAUACAGGAGCUAUAUAAGGGAAGGGAUCUACGGGGACAGUUAGGGGAGGCUAUAUACAGGGAGGCUAUAUACAGGGAGGGGAUCUACAGGGACAUUAGGGGGCCCUUAUACAGGGAGGCUAUUACAGGAGCUAUAAAAGGGGUAUUACAGGACAGUAGGGAGGCUCAUAAAACAGGACUAGUAGGGAGGCUAUAUACGGAGGCUAUAUACAGGGAGGGGAUCUACAGGGACAGUAGGGAGGCUAUAUACAGGGAGGCUAUAUACAGGGAGGGGAUCUACAGGGACAGUAGGGAGGCUAUAUACAGGGAGGCUAUAUACAGGGAGGGGAUCUACAGGGACAGUAGGGAGGCUAUAUACAGGGAGGCUAUACAGGAGGCUUAUACAGGGAGGGGAUCUACCUGGACUUUAAAAGGGAGGCUAGGGAUACAGGGAUCUAGGAGGCUAUUUUCAGGGAGGCUAUAUACAGGGAGGGGAUCUAGGGACAGUAGGGAGGCUAUAUACAGGGAGGCAAAUAUACAGGACCUGGAGGGUAUUACAGGACAGUAGGGAGGCUAUAUACAGGGAGGCUAUAUACAGGGAGGGGAUCUACAGGGACAUUAGGAGGCUUUUACAGGGAGGCUAUAUACAGGAGGGGACAAAACAGGGACAGUAGGGAUGCUAUAUACAGGAGGCUUAAAACAGGGAGGGGCUAUAUACGGGGACAGUAGGGGCUAUAUACAGGAGGCUAUAUACAGGGAGGGGGUCUACAGAGACAGUAGGAGGCUAUAUAAAAGGGAGGCUAUUACAGGGACAAGGGCUAUAAAAGUGGAGGGGUAUUACAGGACAGUAGGGAGGCUAUAACAGGGAGGCUAUAUCAGGGGGGAUCUACAGGGACGUAGGGCAUAUGGAGCUAUAUACAGGGACAGUAGGGAGCUAUAUACAGGGACAGUAGGGGGAUAUAAGUGACAGUAGGGAGGCUAAUACAGGAGGCUAUAUACAGGGAGGGGAUCUACAGGGACAGUAGGGAGGCUAUAUACAGGGAGGCUAUAUACAGGGAGGCUAUAUACGGGGGAAAGGGGUUAUACAGGGACCAGUAGGGGGGCUAUUACAGGGGGAGGCUAUAUACAGGGACAGUAGGAGGCUAUUCAGGGAGGCUAUAUACAGGGAGGAUAUACGGGGACAGUAGGGAGCUACAAAUAGGGAGGCUAUAUACAGGGAGGCAAAUUACGGGGACAGUAGGGAGGCUAUAUACAGGGAGGCUAAAAUCAGGACAGUAGGGAGGCUAUAUACAGGACAGUAGGGAGGCUAUAUACAGGGAGGCUAUAUCCAGGGAGGAUAUACAAGGACAUUUUAGGGAGGCUAUAUAAAAGGGAGAUAUACAGGACAGUAGGUGAGGCUUUUAAAAGAAAGGGAGGCUAUAGGGAAGUUGGAAUAGGAAGCUAUAUACAGGGGGCAAAUAUACAGGGGGGAUCUACGGACGUAGGGAGGCUAUAUACAGGGAGGGAUCUACAGGGACAGUAGGGAGGCUAUAAAACAGGAGGGGUUUCUACAGGGACAUAGGAGGCUAUAUACGGGAGGGGAUCAAGGGACAGAAGGGAGGCUAUAUAACAGGGAGGGAUCAAACAGGGACAUUAGGAGGCUAUUCAGGGACAUAGGGAGGCAUAUACAGGGGGAUUCCAGGGGGACGUAGGGAGGCUAUUACAGGGACAUAGGGGGCUAUAUACAGGGGGAUCAAAAGGGAGGCUAUAUACAGGGAGGAUUACGAGGUAUCUACGGGACAUAGGGAGGCUAUAUACAGGGAGAUCUACAGGGAGGGUAUUACAGGACAGUAGGGAGGCUAUAUACAGGGACUCAGGGGGGAUUACAGGGAGGCUAUAUACAGGGAGGGCUAUAUCAGGGGGCUAUAUCAAGUGAUGCUAUAUCAAGGAUGCUAUAUACAGGGACAGUAGGAUGCUAUAUACAGGGGGGGAUUACGGGGGAGGGAUCUCAGGGACAGUAGGGAGGCUAUAUACAGGGAGGGAUCUACAGGAGGCUAUAUACGGGAGCUAUAUCCAGGGAGGCUAUAUACAGGGAGGCUAUAUACAGGGAGGCUAUAUCAGGACAGGGGAGGCUAUAACAUGGGAGGCUAUAUACAGGGAGGCAUAUACGGGAGGCUAUAUACAGGAGGCUAUAUACAGGGAGGCUAUAUCCCGGGAGGGGAUCUACAGGGACGUAGGGAGGCAUAUACGGGAGGUAUUACAGGAGAAAUUGGAGGCUAUAUACAGGGAGGGGUUUCUAAAGGGAGGCAUUACGGGGGGGCUACAGGACAGUAGGGGAGGCCUUAUAUACAGGGGCUAUAUACAGGGAGGCUAUAUACAGGGAGGCUAUAUACAGGGAGGCUAUAUACAGGGAGGCUAUAUCAGGGAGGCUAUAUACGGAGGCUAUAUACAGUAGGGACAUUACAGGGAGGCUAUUACAGGGAGGAUUACAGGGGUAUUACAAGGGAAGGCUAUAUACAGGAGGCUAUAUACAUGACAGUAGGGGGCUAUAUACAGGGAGCUAUAUACAGGAGGAUUACGGGAGGCUAUAUACAGGGAGGGGAUCUACGGGGAAAGGGGAGGCUUACAGGGAGCAUAUACAGGAGGCUAUUCAUGGAGGCUAUAUACAGGGAGGGGAUCUACAGGACAGUAGGAGGCUAUAUACAGGGUUAUACAGGGAGGCUAUAUACGGGCUAUACAGGAGCUAUAUACAGGAGAUCUAAGUGAGGGGAUCUAAAAGGACAGUAGGGAGGCUAUAUCCGGGAGGCUAUAUACAUUGAGGGGGAUCUACAGGGAGGGAUCUACAGGACAGAAAGGGAGGCUAUAUACAGGAGGCUAUAUACAGGGACAGUAGGAGGCUUUACCGGAGGCUAAUACAGGGAGGGGAUCUACAGGGAGGGGAUCCCCGGGACUUAAAGGGAGGCUAUAUACAGGGAGGCUAUAUCAGGGAGGCUAUAUACAGGGCAGUAGGGGCUAAUCAGGGACAGUAGGGGGGCUAAAAUACAGGGAGGCUAUAUACAGGGAGCUAUUACAGGAGGCUAUUACGGACAGUAGGGAGGCUAUUACAGGGACAGUAGGGAGGCUAUAACGGAGGCUAUAUACAGGAGGCUAUAUACAGGGACAGUAGGGAGGCUAUAUCGGGACUAGGGAGGCUAUAUACGGGGAGGCUAUAUACGGGGAGGCAUAUACAGGGAGGGAUCUACAGGACGUAGGGAUUAUAGGGAGGCAUAUACGGGGAGGCUAUAUACGGGGAGGGCUAUAUACAGGGGGGGAUUACAGGGAGGGAGGUCUACAGGGAAAGGGUAGGGAGGCUAUAUACAGGGAGGGGAUCUACAGGGAGGCUAUAUACAGGGAGGGGAUCUACAGGGACAGUAGGGAGGCUAUAUACCGGGAGGGGAUCUACAGGGACAGUAGGGAGGCUAUAUACAGGGAGGGGAUCUACAGGGACAGUAGGGAGGCUAUAUACAGGGAGGGGAUCUACAGAGACAGUAGGGAGGCUAUAUACAGGGGGGGAAACAAGUAUUGGAUCCCCUGCUGAUUUUGUAUGUUUGCCCACUGACAAAGAAAUGAUCAGUCUAUAAUUUUAAUGGUAGGUUUAUUUGAACAGUGAGAGACAGAAUAACAACAACAUAAUCCAGAAAAACGCAUGUCAAAAAUGUUAUAAAUUGAUUUGCAUUUUAAUGAGGACUGUAGAUCAUUUCACUGUCUACUCUACACCUGUUGUAUUCGGCGCAUGUGGCAAAUAAAAUUUGAUUUGAUUAAAACUCGUUUUUCAACCACUCCACAAAUUUCUUGUUAACAAACUAUAGUUUUGGCAAGUCGGUUAGGACAUCUACUUUGUGCAUGACACAAGUAAUUUUUCCAAUAAUUGUUUACAGACAGAUUAUUUCACUUAUAAUUCACUGUAUCACAUUUCCAGUGGGUCAGAAGUUUACAUACACUAAGUUGACUGUGCCUUUAAACAGCUUGGAAAAUUCUAGGAAAUGAUGUCAUGGCUUUAGAAGCUUCUGAUAGGCUAAUUGACAUCAUUUGAGUCAAUUGGAGGUGUACCUGUGGAUGUAUUUCAAGGCCUACCUUCAAACUCAGUGCCUCUUUCCUUGACAUCAUGGGAAAAUCAAAAGAAAUCAGCCAAGACCUCAGGAUAAAAAAUUGUAGACCUCCAAAAGUCUGGUUCAUCCUUGGGAGCAAUUUCCAACGACUCAAGGUACCACGUUCAUCUGUACAAACAAUAGUAUGCAAGUAUAAACACCAUGGGACCACGCAGCCGUCAUACCGCUCAGGAAGGAGAUGCGUUCUGUCUCCUAGAGAUAAACGUACUUUGGUGCGAAAAGUGCAAAUCAAUCCCAGAACAACAGCAAAGGACCUUGUGAAGAUUCUGGAGGAAACAUGUACAGAAUUAUCUAUAUCCACAGUAAAACUAGUCCUACAUCGACAUAACCUGAAAGGCCGCUCAGCAAGGAAGAAGCCACUGCUCCAAAACCGCCAUAAAAAAAGCCAGUCUACGGUUUGCAACUGCACAUGGGGACAAAGAUCGUACUUUUUGGAGAAAUGUCCUCUGGUCUGAUGAAACAAAAAUAGAACUGUUUGGCCAUAAUGACCAUCGCUAUGUUUGGAGGAAAAAGGGGAAGACUUGCAAGCUGAAGAACACCAUCCCAACCGUGAAGCACGGGGGUGGCAGCAUCAUGCUGUGGGGGUGCGUUGCUGCAGCAGGGACUGGUGCACUUCACAAAAUAGAUGGCAUCAUGAGGAAGGAAAAUUAUGUGGAUAUAUUGAAGCAACAUCUCAAGACAUCAGUCAGGAAGUUAAAGCUUGGUCGCAAAUGGGUCUUCUAAAUGGACAAUGACCCCAAGCAUACUUCCAAAGUUGUGGCAAAAUGGUUUAAGGACAACAAAGUCAAGGUAUUGGAGUGGCCAUAACAAAGCCCUGACUUCAAUCCUAUAGAAAAUGUGUGGGCAGAACUGAAAAAGCGUGUGCGAUCAAGGAGGCCUACAAACCUGACUCAGUUACACCAGCUCUGUCAGGAGGAAUGGGCCAAAAUUCACCCAACUUAUUGUGGGAAGCUUGUGGAAGGCUACCCGAAAUGUUUGACCCAAGUUAAGGUUAAGUUAAGGCAAUGCUACCAAAUACUAAUUGAGUGUAUGUACACUUCUGACCCUCUGGGAAUGUGAUGAAAGACAUAAAAGCUGAAAUAAAUCAUUCUCUCUACUAUUAUUCUGACAUUUCACAUUCUUAAAAUAAAGUGGUGAUCCUAACUGACCUAAGACAGGGAAUUUGUACUAGGAUUAAAUGUCAGGAAUAGUGAAAAACUGAGUUGAAAUGUAUUUGGCUAAGGUGUAUGUAAACUUCCGACUUCAACUGUAUUUAGUAUAGUUUUAUCUAAAAAGGAUAACUUUUUUUAUGUUUUACUGUUUUUAUUAUUAUGAAAUCCACUGAGGAGGAUGGUCCUCUCCUUCCUCCUCUGAGGAGCCUCCACUGGUUUUGACACAGCCAGAUCAACAGUCGGGGCAGUAGCAUACAGUGGGGAAAAAAAGUAUUUAGUCAGCCACCAAUUGUGCAAGUUCUCCCACUUAAAAAGAUGAGAGAGGCCUGUAAUUUCCAUCAUAGGUACACGUCAACUAUGUCAGACAAAUUGAGAAAAAAAUGUCCAGAAAAUCACAUUGUAGGAUUUUUUAUGAAUUUAUUUGCAAAUUAUGGUGGAAAAUAAGUAUUUGGUCACCUACAAACAAGCAAGAUUUCUGGCUCUCACAGACCUGUAACUUCUUAUUUAAGAGGCUCCUCUGUCCUCCACUCGUUACCAGUAUUAAUGGCACCUGUUUGAACUUGUUAUCAGUAUAAAAGACACCUGUCCACAACCUCAAACAGUCACACUCCAAACUCCACUAUGGCCAAGACCAAAGAGCUGCCAAAGGACACCAGAAACAAAAUUGUAGACCUGCACCAGUCUGGGAAGACUGAAUCUGCAAUAGGUAAGCAGCUUGGUUUGAAGAAAUCAACUGUGGGAGCAAUUAUUAGGAAAUGGAAGACAUACAAGACCACUGAUAAUCUCCCUCGAUCUGGGGCUCCACGCAAGAUCUCACCCCGUGGGGUCAAAAUGAUCACAAGAACGGUGAGCAAAAAUCCCAGAACCACACGGGGGGACCUAGUGAAUGACCUGCAGAGAGCUGGGACCAAAGUAACAAAGCCUACCAUCAGUAACACACUACGCCGCCAGGGACUCAAAUCCUGCAGUGCCAGACGUGUCCCCCUGCUUAAGCCAGUACAUGUCCAGGCCCGUCUGAAGUUUGCUAGAGUGCAUUUGGAUGAUCCAGAAGAGGAUUGGGAGAAUGUAAUAUGGUCAGAUGAAACCAAAAUAGAACUUUUUGGUAAAAACUCAACUCGUCGUGUUUGGAGGACAAAGAAUGCUGAGAUGCAUCCAAAGAACACCAUACCUACUGUGAAGCAUGGGGGUGGAAACAUCAUGCUUUGGGGCUGUUUUUCUGCAAAGGGACCAGGACGACUGAUCCGUGUAAAGGAAAGAAUGAAUGGGGCCAUGUAUCGUGAGAGUUUGAGUGAAAACCUCCUUCCAUCAGCAAGGGCAUUGAAGAUGAAACGUGGCUGGGUCUUUCAGCAUGACAAUGAUCCCAAACACACCGCCCGGGCAACGAAGGAGUGGCUUCGUAAGAAGCAUUUCAAGUUCCUGGAGUGGCCUAGCCAGUCUCCAGAUCUCAACCCCAUAGAAAAUCUUUGGAGGGAGUUGAAAGUCCGUGUUGCCCAGCGACAGCCCCAAAACAUCACUGCUCUAGAGGAGAUCUGCAUGGAGGAAUGGGCCAAAAUACCAGCAACAGUGUGUGUGAACCUUGUGAAGACUUACAAAAAAAGUUUGACCUGUGUCAUUGCCAACAAAGGGUAUAUAACAAAGUAUUGAGAAACUUUUGUUAUUGACCAAAUACUUAUUUUCCACCAUAAUUUGCAAAUAAAUUCAUUAAAAAUCCUACAAUGUGAUUUUCUGGGUUUUUUUUCCUCAAUUUGUCUGUCAUAGUUGACGUGUACCUAUGAUGAAAAUUACAGGCCUCUCAUCUUUUUAAGUGGGAGAACUUGCACAAUUGGUGGCUGACUAAAUACUUUUUUUCCCCACUGUAUAUCUGACCAAAUUAUGAAAGACAAGCAUUGUACUUUUGAAUUCCGUAAAGUGAGUGUGGAAGAGGUGAAAAAAGUAUUGUUGUCUAUCAACAAUUACAAGCCACCGGGGUCUGACAACUUGGAUGGAAAAUUACUGAGGAUAAUAGCGGACGAUAUUGCCACUCCUAUUUGCCAUAUCUUCAAUUUAAGCCUACUAGAAAGUGUGUGCCCCCAGGCUUGGAGGGAAGCAAAAGUUAUUCCACUACCUAAGAAUAGUAAAGCCCCCUUUACUGGCUCAAAUAGCCGACCAAUCAGCCUGUUACCAACCCUUAGUAAGCUUUUUAAAAAAAUGGUGUUUGACCAGAUACAAUGCUAUUUAACAGUAAACAAAUUGACAACAGACUUUCAGCACGCUUAUAGGGAAGGACAUUCAACAAGCACUGCACUUGCACAAAUGACUGAUGAUUGGCUGAGAGAAAUUGAUGACAAAAAGAUUGUGGGGGCUGUUUUGUUAGACUUCAGUGCGUUUUUUGACAUUAUCGAUAAUAGUCUGUUGCUGGAAGAACGUAUGUGUUAUGGCUUUACACCUCCUGCUAUAUUGUGGAUAAAGAGUUACCUGUCUAACAGAACACAGAGGGUGUUCUUUAAUGGAAGCGUCUCCAACAUAAUCCAGGUAGACUCAGGAAUUCCCCAGGGCAGCUGUCUAGGCCCCUUACUUUUUUCAAUAUUUCAGUUUCCCUGCAUUAAAAUAACCGCCCACUGGGAGUGCUGCCUCUGGAUGAGCAUUUUCUUGUUGCUUAUGACCCUAUACAGCUCGUUGAGUGCGGUCUUAGUGCCAGCAUUGGUUUGUGGUAGUAAAUAGACAGCUAUGAAAAAUAUAAAUAAACUCUCUUGGUAAAUAGUGUUGUCUACAGCUUAACAUUAGGGAUUCUAACUCAGGCGAGGAGAACCUCGAGACUUCCUUAAUAUUAGAGAUUGUUUACCAGCUGUUGUUAACAAAUACACACACCUCCCCUCUUGAGCUUUCCCGACGUUGCUGUUCUGUCCUGCCGAUGAAUAGAAAAAACAUUUACAUGUAUAUUAUCCAUGUCCUUGUUCAGCCACGACAGAGGAUAGAAUAUUGCAGAAACAUAGGAUAUUACAGUUCUUCAGGUCCCGUUGAUAGGAUGGUCUCAAACGGAGCUCAUCCAGUUAGUUCUCCAAUAGAACAGAGGGUAGAGGCAGUUUAUGUACUCUCCAAUAGAACAGAGGGUAGAGGCAGUUUAUGUACUCUCCAAUAGAACAGAGGGUAGAGGCAGUUUAUGUACUCUCCAAUAGAACAGAGGGUAGAGGCAGUUUAUGUACUCUCCAACAGAACAGAGGGUAGAGGCAGUUUAUGUACUCUCCAAUAGAACAGAGGGUAGAGGCAGUUUAUGUACUCUCCAAUAGAACAGAGGGUAGAGGCAGUUUAUGUACUCUCCAAUAGAACAGAGGGUAGAGGCAGUUUAUGUACUCUCCAAUAGAACAGAGGGUAGAGGCAGUUUAUGUACUCUCCAAUAGAACAGAGGGUAGAGGCAGUUUAUGUACUCUCCAAUAGAACAGAGGGUAGAGGCAGUUUAUGUACUCUCCAAUAGAACAGAGGGUAGAGGCAGUUUAUGUACUCUCCAAUAGAACAGAGGGUAGAGGCAGUUUAUGUACUCUCCAAUAGAACAGAGGGUAGAGGCAGUUUAUGUACUCCAAUAGAACAGAGGGUAGAGGCAGUUUAUGUACUCUCCAAUAGAACAGAGGGUAGAGGCAGUUUAUGUACUCUCCAAUAGAACAGAGGGUAGAGGCAGUUUAUGUACUCUCCAAUAGAACAGAGGGUAGAGGCAGUUUAUGUACUCUCCAAUAGAACAGAGGGUAGAGGCAGUUUUGUACUCUCCAAUAGAACAGAGGGUAGAGGCAGUUUAUGUACUCUCCAAUAGAACAGAGGGUAGAGGCAGUUUAUGUACUCUCCAAUAGAACAGAGGGUAGAGGCAGUUUAUGUACUCUCCAUAGAACAGAGGGUAGAGGCAGUUUAUGUACUCUCCAAUAGAACAGAGGGUAGAGGCAGUUUAUGUACUCUCCAACAGAACAGAGGGUAGAGGCAGUUUAUGUACUCUCCAAUAGAACAGAGGGUAGAGGCAGUUUAUGUACUCUCCAACAGAACAGAGGGUAGAGGCAGUUUAUGUACUCUCCAAUAGAACAGAGGGUAGAGGCAGUUUAUGUACUCUCCAAUAGAACAGAGGGUAGAGGCAGUUUAUGUACUCUCCAAUAGAACAGAGGGUAGAGGCAGUUUAUGUACUCUCCAAUAGAACAGAGGGUAGAGGCAGUUUAUGUACUCUCCAAUAGAACAGAGGGUAGAGGCAGUUUAUGUACUCUCCAAUAGAACAGAGGGUAGAGGCAGUUUAUGUACUCUCCAACAGAACAGAGGGUAGAGGCAGUUUAUGUACUCUCCAACAGAACAGAGGGUAGAGGCAGUUUAUGUACUCUCCAAUAGAACAGAGGGUAGAGGCAGUUUAUGUACUCUCCAAUAGAACAGAGGGUAGAGGCAGUUUAUGUACUCUCCAAUAGAACAGAGGGUAGAGGCAGUUUAUGUACUCUCCAAUAGAACAGAGGGUAGAGGCAGUUUAUGUACUCUCCAAUAGAACAGAGGGUAGAGGCAGUUUAUGUACUCUCCAAUAGAACAGAGGGUAGAGGCAGUUUAUGUACUCUCCAAUAGAACAGAGGGUAGAGGCAGUUUAUGUACUCUCCAAUAGAACAGAGGGUAGAGGCAGUUUAUGUACUCUCCAACGUAGUUUCGUCAGGGCGCCCUCACGUCAGCCUCACUUACGCUGCCUUUUUCUUUUCAGAGUCGAGGAGAUUAGUGGUCCGGGGUGAGCAGUAUGUCCUCCGCCUCCGACUUGUUGAAGUCUUUAUCUUUCAUAAUUAUAACUGGUUUGGUGAAUAUUCGCUUUGUGAGGGCUGCGAGAUGUUUACCAGGUUUAUCUUCCAUUAAGUAGUAUGCUUUAAUUGAGUUUAACCUGUAGUUUUUGUCUCUCUUCAAAAGUAAAAUAUCAUAUUCCUGCUUAAAUUCAGAUUUAUUUUUUCUUCUUUACCUCUUAAAGAUUUUUUUAUAUGAAAUAUAUUUUGAUUUGUUUAACACUUUUUUGGUUACUACAUGAUUCCAUAUGUGUUAUUUCAUAGUUUUGAUGUCUUAACUAUUAUUCUACAAUGUAGAAAAUAGUAAAAAUAAAGAAAAACCCUUGAAUGAGUAGGUGUGUCCAAACUUUUGACUGGUAGUGUAUAUAAAUCAGAAUUUAACAACAGUUGGACGGAUCCUACGGCCUUCUUAGAAUCAACAACCCCUGAAGCAAUUAUCAGCAGACAAAAAAUAAUCACUAAAAACAGAGAUCACCCAAGAAGAAAUACUAGACAUGGUUAAAAUGAAUGGCACCAGGAAUGGAAGCUUUCCCACAUAAUUCUAUUAACAUUCUGGGACAAAGUAGCAUCCCUAUUUACACAGAUGACAUCACACGUCACUCAAUUCAGUGCUUCCUAGUUCCAUGUAUCAAACAGUUAUUUCAGUUAUAUUAAAAACAAUAAAACCUGGAGUGUCCCCUGCUGAUUACAGACCCAUACGUUUAAUAAAUUGUGACAGUAAAAUAAUAACAAAGCUCAUAAGCAACAGAAUGGCAAAAGUCUUACCAGACUUGAUACAUAUCAAACAGGGUUUAUAUGAAAUAAACACUUUCAUACAAAUGAAAGAACAUGUUUCAGUUUAACACAAUACGCUAAAAAACAAGAUAUAGAUUGAUCAAUAAUGGCUGUUGAUGCCGAAAAGGCUUUCGACUGUUUUGAGUGGCCUUUUCUAUUCAAAACUUUGGAAGCUUUCAACUUUCCAGCUGAAAUAAUACAUUUAAUAAUAAUAUAAUAUAAAUAACCUAAAGCAAAAAUAUACACAAAUAAUACAUUAUCUGAAGAAAUUACUUUACAAAGGGGCACAAGACAGGGAUGUCCUCUAUCCCCCUCCUGUUUGCACUGGCAAUUUGAACCGCUUCUAGGAAGAAUUAGACGGUACCCAAACGUGACAGGUAUCAGUAUUGGUAAACAUGAAUAUAAAACUGAACUUAUUUGCAUAUGAUCUCCUGAUAUACCUGACCAAUAUUGAAAAGUCAAUGCCCCCCUUUAUAAAAAAAUUUUUUCAGAAUACUCAAAAAUCUCAGGACAUAAAAAACAAAAUAAUGGCAAUUGGAAAAUGAAAAAUAAUAACUCAUAUGAUCUACAGCAAUGCUUUAGGUGGACCACAAAAUAUAAAAUACUUAGGUGCUUAAUAAGUGACAACAAUAUAUAUAAAGAUAACUUUAUCCCAUUACUCAACAAUAUGAAAGCAGAUCUAAUUAAAUGGAACAAUCUUCCCAUAAAUCUUACAGGUAGAGUAAACGUCUUCAGAAUGGCAUGGCUCCCAAAGGUUUUAUAUGUAUUCUUGGUAAUACCAAUUACCCCACCAAAGACAUUCUUUAAAAAAAAAGUAUACUCAGUCAUAAGACUUUAUAUGGACAAAUAAAACUCAUAGAAUAAAAAGGAAAGCUUUACAUCUUCCUAAGUCUGAGGGUGCGACGUAUAGUUAAAUGCACUAAAAAGGAACAAUGGGUACAUAUUGAAGAUGCGUAUGCUAACCCCCAGAAUCUUUUCACGUGUCUAUUUUCAAAGGAUAAAGCUAAGAACAUUAACAACUUCAUAGUUAAGAACACUAUAACAAUCCGGAAGAUAAUGAAACGUAUUCUACAAGAACCAAUAUCACUCCCUGAAAACACACCCCUAUGGAACAAUCCUUGGAUAACUUUUCACAAUUCACAGAUAAAUUGGCCCAGAUGGAAAACUAAAGGCAUAAAUACCGUAAAUGACUUGGUAAUAGGAAAUAAAUGUAUUUCCAUGACAGAAUUAAAAAGCAAUUUUGGACUGACCAAUGUAGAUGUUUUCCAAUACAUGCAACUUAAAAGUUUCAUAUAACAACAUUUUGAUCUGAAAUCUUUUGGACAUCAGAGCAAUCUUGAGGGAAUCCUAUUGGAGUUAGAAAAUGAUGUUCAUAUGAUAGGUAAGAUAUACCAAACCUUGCAGAAAACCUGUACAAUUUACAAUCUCUUCGAAAAAAGUAUAACUACUGGAACCAAGACUUAAAAAGAACUGAUAUUGGCAGAAGAUGGAGGUUGGGACAGAACUAACGAAAUGACAGUUAAGACAAAUGUAAGCUUAAUCCAGUGGGCAGAGUUAGAAACUUGGCUGUCAGAAGUAUUACAAUGUAAAUGUACUUUUAAUCUGUCUGUCAGCAUAUUUCAAGAUAUAGCAUAUGAGGGUGCAGUGAGAUACCCGAUGGGUUGGACGUUAACUUUUCUCGUCAGUUAUCUUGAAAAAAUGUAUACUUAAAAACUGGGAAUCAACCAAUCCUUCAACGUUAACACAAUGGAAAGGUCAAAUGCUUUAUUAUCUAAAUGUUGAAAGUGUGUGGGCGACAGAGAAACAAAAUGGUGUGGUUUGAAGCCAUGUGGCAGAGAGUGAAGCUGGCGCUGGAGAUGGGGGUUUGGUCAGGUGGGUGUGGCCAGGUGGGAUGUUGUUGAUCUGGAGAUGGGGGUGUGGUCAGGUGGGAUGUCGUGGAUGUUUGUGUGCGUCUGUAUGUUGUGGUUUGUAUGUGUAUGUUGUGUAUUAUAAAAAUAAAUAAAUAAAUGAUAUAGUGUUACCACAAUGUUUCCUAGCAUGGCAUGAGCCAUAAUUUCCCGUGAUUCCAUUCCCUGAUCCCAACAUUCCCAUGAUCCUCUGUGUUCCAGGAAGUGGUGACACUGAGGAACCUGUGGUCGCUGGGUUACCAGGUGAUUGUCUCCUAUGAGCACUGCGUGGUCCGCCUCUACAGCGACCUUUGGCCUCACAUCCCCUACUGGUGGGCCAACAAGUGUAAAGCUGAGGCUCUGAUCGAGGAGUUCGAACACAGGAAACAACAUGGCCGCCCAGGUAACCUGCAGAUGGCCACAUUUUGCUAUGAAAUAUUGUGCAGAGUAAGGAUUAUCUAACACUGCCUAUGCAAAUAAUUUUGAAAUAGAAGUGCUGCUGUGCACUUUUAGGGGCCGAUUCAGACUUCGGAAAUGUACGCCUUUUCUAUGCACCCCUCCUACCCACUUCUCAGUAUUUGGUAUUCAGACGUAUCUUAUGGCUACCUUAAGUUACCUUAUGCGCUCAGAAUAAAUGUAAUUCAACCACUGUAACCCCUCCCACUUGCUGGCCAACAGAUUUUCUCGUGGAGUUUUCAUUCAAUAAGGUUUUUAGUACAUCUAUCUUAAGCCAUCCCUUUAAAUACUGUGUACCUUUUCAUAUUUUGAAUUUUGGGCUGUAGUGACGCCGCCUUAGACCGCUGUACCUUUUAGUUAGAAUUUUGUUGACAGACUCACUAGAAAACUAGAACACAUCUAUACACUCCUCUGUAAACUGGUCAUCGCUGGAUAACCGUCGCAAGACCCACUGGUUGAUGCUUAUUUACAAAACUCUCUUUGGCCUCACUCCUCCCUAUCUGAGAUACCUACUGCAGCCCUCAUUCACCACAUACAACACCCGUUCUGCCAGUCACAUUCUCUUUAUGCAGUGUUGUGGCGUCUCUCUUUAUGUAGUGUUGUGGCGUCUCUCUUGUUGUGAUGUGUGUUUGUCCUAUAUUUAUAUAUAUAUAUAUUUUUUUAUCCCAGCCCCCGUCCCCGCAGGAGGCCUUUUGCCUUUUGGUAGGCCGUCAUUGUAAAUAAGAAUUUGUUCUUAACUGACUUGCCUAGUUAAAUAAAGGUUUUUUUUUUAAUUCAAAAAAUCAAUAUAUAUAUCGAGAGAGCAGGUUCAGAAUAUUAGGGAUCAAUGAAAGAAAGCUAUCUAAAUACAGUGGGGAAAAAGGUAUUUAGUAAGCCACCAAUUGUGCAAGUUCUCCCACUUAAAAAGAUGAGAGAGGCCUGUAAUUUUCAUCAUAGGUACACGUCAACUAUGACAGACAAAUUGAGCUUUUUUUUUCUCCAGAAAAUCACAUUGUAGGAUUUUUUAUGAAUUUAUUUGCAAAUUAUGGUGGAAAAUAAGUAUUUGGUCACCUACAAACAAGCAAGAUUUCUGGCUCUCACAGACCUGUAGCUUAUUCUUUAAGAGGCUCCUCUGUCCUCCACUCGUUACCUGUAUUAAUGGCACCUGUUUGAACUUGUUAUCAGUAUAAAAGACACCUGUCCACAACCUCAAACAGUCACACUCCAAACUCCACUAUGGCCAAGACCAAAGAGCUGUCAAAGGACACCAGAAACAAAAUUGUAGACCUGCACCAGGCUGGGAAGACUGAAUCUGCAAUAGGUAAGCAGCUUGGUUUGAAGAAAUCAACUGUGGGAGCAAUCAUUAGGAAAUGGAAGACAUACAAGACCACUGAUAAUCUCCCUCGAUCUGGGGCUCCACGCAAGAUCUCACCCCGUGGGGUCAAAAUGAUCACAAGAACCACACGGGGGGACCUAGUGAAUGACCUGCAGAGAGCUGGGACCAAAGUAACAAAGCCUACCAUCAGUAACACACUACGCUGCCAGAGACUCAAAUCCUGCAGUGCCAGACGUGUCCCCCUGCUUAAGCCAGUACAUGUCCAGGCCCGUCUGAAGUUUGCUAGAGUGCAUUUGGAUGAUCCAGAAGAGGAUUGGGAGAAUGUCAUAUGGUCAGAUGAAACCAAAAUAGAACGUUUUGGUAAAAACUCAACUCGUCGUGUUUGGAGGACAAAGAAUGCUGAGUUGCAUCCAAAGAACACCAUACCUACUGUGAAGCAUGGGGGUGGAAACAUCAUGCUUUGGGGCUGUUUUUCUGCAAAGGGACCAGGACGACUGAUCCGUGUAAAGGAAAGAAUGAAUGGGGCCAUGUAUCGUGAGAUUUUGAGUGAAAACCUCCUUCCAUCAGCAAGGGCAUUGAAGAUGAAACGUGGCUGGGUCGUUCAGCAUGACAAUGAUCCCAAACACACCGCCCGGGCAACGAAGGAGUGGCUUCGUAAGAAGCAUUUCAAGGUCCUGGAGUGGCCUAGCCAGUCUCCAGAUCUCAACCCCAUAGAAAAUCUUUGGAGGGAGUUGAAAGUCUGCGUUGCCCAGCGACAGCCCCAAAACAUCACUGCUCUAGAGGAGAUCUGCAUGGAGGAAUGGGCCAAAAUACCAGCAACAGUGUGUGAAAACCUUGUGAAGACUUACAGAAAACGUUUGACCUGUGUCAUUGCCAACAAAGGGUAUAUAACAAAGUAUUGAGAAACUUUUGUUAUUGACCAAAUACUUAUUUUCCACCAUAAUUUGCAAAUAAAUUCAUUAAAAAUCCUACAAUGUGAUUUUCUGGAUUUUUUUUCCACAUUUUGUCUGUCAUAGUUGAUGUGUACCUAUGAUGAAAAUUACAGGCCUCUCUCAUCUUUUUAAGUGGGAGAACUUGCACAAUUGGUGGCUGACUAAAUACUUUUCCCCCCCACUGUAGAUGCAUAUUAGUCUGUUUCAGCAUCAAUUGGUAGAUAAAAAAAAAAACUCUGAUCUUGUAGCUUUUUCCACUUGGAACCGGUUGGUUUGCUAAACCUUAUUCAUGUUUUCCUCUCGCGUAAAGGUGGUGGAAUUAUGAGGGAAUUAAAUUGAGGUCAGAAUACUGCGUAUCUAUACACACCUUCAUUUACACCAUCUUCACCCCCAGACAAAUAGCUGGUGAAUAGCAUGCUAUUCUCAUGCUUAAGUUUAAUAUCAGAAUAGGGAAUUACGUUCCAUUUACGCUCGCUUAUCUCGGGUCGGAAUUCCCCCGUACUGAAUAGUAAAACAGUUAUACACUCUUAUAACGUGAUUAGAAUGUAUCUGUAAUAUUGUGCAGAGUUAUCUAACACCGUCUACGGCAUCAUUUCUCACCAAUAUUUUCAAUGAAUAACAUUUGUUUGUGGGAGGGGAUGUGUUGUAAUGAGUGUUUUUUGUAACAGAAUCAAACAGAACAUUGAAUGAUAUGAUCUCGUGGUUUUUGUCAGGAGGGUUCUUUGUGACGGGCAUCAACCUGACAGAGGAUCUGAAGUACAUCUGUUCUCACCCCACUGAGUCUCUGAAGGACCUGGUGAUGUCUACCUACCCCGCCCUGCUCGCCUGGGUCAGGGGUCAGAGCCCCGGCUCCGAUACCCACUCCCUCAACAUAAUAGCUGGUGACUUUGUCUCAGAGAGCCACUUCGUACCCACCGUCAUCGCACUGAAUCAACAUUUAAUCCACUGCGCUGGUCCUCGGGAUGUUAGCAGAGAAAACUGA